Messenger RNA from Cyprinodon variegatus (sheepshead minnow), 1163 nucleotides. It is a transcript of the gene nol12, whose product is annotated as nucleolar protein 12. Gene Ontology annotation, cellular component: nucleolus. The record is from RefSeq and is a predicted model, not a curated record. The transcript is spliced from 6 exons. Gene Ontology annotation, molecular function: RNA binding. Lineage: Eukaryota; Metazoa; Chordata; Actinopteri; Cyprinodontiformes; Cyprinodontidae. Bases 35 to 730 code for a protein of 231 amino acids.
UUGACGGAACUCUGUGGAAACUCACGUGUUAAACAUGAAAAACCCUAAACACAACAAUACUGGAUCAAAAAAGGCUAAAUUCAAGCCUGGCUCGAAGAAAAGAGAAAAUAAAUGCGUCGUGACGUUUGACGACAAAGACAGACAGGACUAUCUGACUGGUUUCCAUAAGCGAAAACUAGAAAGAAGGAAGGCAGCAGUGGCAGAAAUAAAAAAGAAAAUAAAAGAAGAGCAGAGCAGAGUCAGAGAAGAACGUCAUAAAGAAUAUAUAAAGAUGUUGAAGGAGAGGGAAGAGGCACUUGAUGAUGCAGAAGACGAACUUGAAGAUGCUGUGAUCAGUACCACAGAGUCUGUUCAAUAUGAUCACCCCAACCAUACUGUUACCGUGACAACCAUCAGUGAUCUCGACCUCACAGGGGGUCACCUGCUCGCCCCUGUAACAAAUGAUGCCGGUGAGGAGAGUGAGAAUAAAGACGAGGAGGAAGCAAACAGGCACACAAUGCCGAAAAAACCAAGGGAUGUGAUCAUGAACAAAAAGAUCCGUUCCCUUACGACGGCACUCAGCACAUGCACCAGCAAGCGGAAGAGGAAAGGGAAGCAGGAAGGUCGAGGUAGACGAGGACAUCGGACCGACAAGAGACCCGGUGUCACAGAGGGGGUCCGCAGAGGUGGGAGGACCAGCAAGAAGCAGAGACGUAGGCAGACGGGGAAGAAGAUGCAACAUCUGGACUGAAAAUUAGCCUCUAAAAUGAUGGGACAUUUUGUAGUCAGUUUGUUCUCUUGUUUUCAAACAGAAGGAUGAAGACGUUCGCCUCUACAUUUUCUCAGUACUCUGUUUGGAGUUCAUUAAUAUUUGCCUCUGGAUAUAUCUUGUAUUUUUGAACUGUUUUGAAGUUUUUUUUAUAAAACAAAUCUAACUUUAUGAAUAAAUAUGUCAUGAUUUUACCAGGAAGUGAUGUGUCGAAUAAAGUUAGUUUGUUCUCUUUGGGAUUUUGUCCCUCUGUGUUCUAUUGUUUAAUUAGGAAACAUGAUGCUAUAGUCAACAUCCUCUGUGGUUCAUCAGGAAACAGAGCCUCAGCUUUGUAUUUCCUCUGUAAUACUUUUUCUAUGUGUGUGUAAAUUUAAAAGGUCCAAGGUUCAGAGCAACCUUUAUCUGUAAUGUACAU